Molecule: messenger RNA, 5888 nt
Organism: Benincasa hispida (wax gourd)
Lineage: Eukaryota; Viridiplantae; Streptophyta; Magnoliopsida; Cucurbitales; Cucurbitaceae
Product: putative receptor-like protein kinase At5g18500
Biological process (GO): protein phosphorylation
Molecular function (GO): protein kinase activity; ATP binding
Source: RefSeq, a predicted model, not a curated record
UUAAAAAUGUGAGAAAUAUACAACUAAUUCAUUAAAAAUGUAUGUAUACAAUUAUGAAAACAAUAUAGAAAUUUGAAUAAAAUAUAUGGAUAAAAUAAGGUUUAAUAAUAUAUGGAUAUUUCAAAUAUAAAUUUGUCAUCAACAACAUCUUCGAACAAGACAAGGGCAAAUCAAGGAUUUAGAAAAUUGUGGUCAUGUGCAUGUCACAUAGGUUGCCAUAAUUCUUAUUCCUAGGUGGUUUUGUCAUUUUUUCAGAAUGAAACCUCAAAUUCCGCCACACACUCUAAUUCCCAAAAAAAAUAUAGAUUUUUUAUCCCUAGAUUUUGGGUCUAAUUUUUAUUUGACUUCUAGGUUUCAAAAUGUGAACUUUGUUUCAACUUAAUCCUAGUUCAAAAUGUUACAAUUUUACCUUGAGAUUUGAGUUUUCUUUCAAUUUGAUCUCUAGCUUUCAAGACUUAUGCUUUUAACCUCAAACUUUCACUUAAUACUAAUUUUCUAUCUUUAAUUUUAAUGUCUAUUAAUGAAUUUAAAAGAAUUAUAGUUAAUUAAGUUUCACUAUUUUUCAUCAUGAUUUUAAAUUUUCAUUUCAAAAUUAUUUUAAAUUAAUUCAUAAACAAUAGCGACAAUGACUAAAAGUGAGUAUAUAGUGAAAAAUUAAAAGUUAAAAGCAUAAGUUUUGAAGCCCAGAAUCCAAAUUGAAACAAAACUCAAAAAUCAAAUGUAAAAUUAUAGUAUUUUGGAAUUUAGAGACUAAAUUGGAAUCAAGCUCAAGACUAAAGAACUAAAAGUGUAAUAUUUUGAAACUUAAGAAUCUAAUGGAAACCUAAGAUCUUAGGACCAAAAAUAUAUUUUAAAUCUUUUACUUGUAAUCAUUACAAGAGGGGGGGAAAAGGAUUAUUAAGGUAUAUCAUAGAUUCAUAGUUCAAGCAAAGGAAAAGUAUCCAACAAAAUUCCAACAGUUUCCUUGUCCUCUUCAUAAAUGGCAAAGAUCAAAACCUUUAAUUAAGUAAAGGCUUUUAUCGCCGUUAGAUUGACCGUGUGUUUGUUGAUGAAUGGUAAAAUCCAAAGCCACGUAAUAAACAAACAACCCAAGGUUGUGGUUGUAGGCUACCGACAAGACGCAGCUCAAUGAUGGAGGCAACAAAAAACAGAACAAAAUCCCUAUUAUCCUUCUACUUCCGCCUCUGUCUAACAAAACUAUGGGUGAAAGAUUCUUGCCAAAUACCGGCUAAGUAUGCAAUUUUUCUUCCAAAAGUACAACAAAUACAUACCUAGACCGAAUAUAUACUUUAUCUAUCUAUACUUGUGUUCCGUGAAGUGUGUAUCUAUAUACAUUAUUUUAAUUCAAGUGUUCAACAUAGCUUGACCUUUAUCUAUCUAUACUCACGUUCCAUGAAGUGUAUAUCUAUAUACAUUAUUUUAAUUCAAGUGUUCAAUAUAACUUGACCCUAUUACCUUUGGUUAAUAUUAUAAUUCGGGGUUAAGUUCUUAAAUAAUGAAGUUUUUGAAAAAAAAAUGAUAUUUUAGAGUAGUUCAAAAAUUAUUUUAAAAAAUUUCAAAUAAGUGGCUUUAGCCAUCACAACUUAAACUUGUUCUUCCUUAAAGGGAAAAAAAAUGAGCUUGUUCCCUUCAAGUUUUGUAUGGCUUACAUGAUACUUAUUGACCAUUAGAACUAUCUAUUGUAGUUUUGAUGAUGAAUUUAUACGACAACCUGAUCAUAAUCUAAUAACUUAAUAUAUAUACACUAGACUUGUUUCUAACCUUUUUUUUUCUUCUACAACAUGUAGGGUGGGAGAUUGUACCCCAAACUUUAAGAGUAAUAAUCAAGUUUAUACUAAUCAAGUUAUGCUAAAGUUGACACUUUGUUUCUAAUAAUUGAUGAAAUAAAUUUGGAAUGUAUACUAACAUGUGAACAUGAUUUCAAGUCUUACAUAUUAGAGAUAUGCAUGUGACAAGUAGAUAUUAGACAAAAUAUAUAUACAGAAAUGCCCAAAACAAUUAGUUGUUGUCCUAGGGACGUGACUUUUUAAGUUUUCUUUAGUUGUUUUGUUCUUAAAAAAAAUAAUUAAAGUUAAAAGGACCAAAAUAGUGUAUUUAAAUAUGGCAUUAAUUAAUGAAGAAUGCCCCAGUCCAAUUAUAAACAGACUAAUUAAAUGAUUAAGGAAGGCAAGCAGCAGGCAUAAAUCCAUCCUAAUCCUAACAGAACAAAAGUAGGCAGCAAGGACGGUGAUACUUUACUUUUAUGGAAGCAGACUAAUAAUAAUAAUUUUAAAAAAUAUAUUAAUAUUUGAACUUUGUUCAAGUAUAAAAAAAAUGAACCAAAAUGUUUAUAAAUAUAUCAAAAUAUCACAAUUCAUAUGUAAUAGACCGUAAUAGACUACUAUUUGUGUCUGUAUUAUGAUUAGACAUAAAUAGUGAUAUAGAUAGAAAACAAACUGUGAUAUUUUACUAUUAUUUUAUAAAUAUUUUUGACGAUUUUAUCAUUUAAAAUAAUAUUACUUAAUAUUUUGGUUCCAUUUCAAAAAAGAGCUUUUUUUCUAUUGUUAUGUAGUCUCCUUCUAAUAAGCCAUUGAGAAAGAAUUGGGUAAGUAAAUGGGCAAUUUCACGCUGCUGCCCCGUCUUUUCAGCCUCCAACCCACGCCCUUUCCUUCCUUUUACUAUUAUUAAUCUUUUGCUUUCUUCAUCUUUCAAACUCUACAUAAAUACCCAUCCCUUUCUUCCUCUGCUUUCUAAAUUCAUCACUUACCCUUUCAUUUAAAACAUAAAUUUAUCACUCUCCUCAAAUCUUUAUAUUCAACCUAAAUUAUUUAUUAAAUGUUUAACCUUUUAAAAUUUUAAGUGACCAAAUAGAAAUAAAUUCAAAACUUAAUAACUACAAUGUAUUUUCUCCUUUUUUUUUUAGACAUAAAUUUAUAAAACUCAACCCAACCUAACGGCCAAACAACAUUCCUUCCUGAGGAUGGGGGAUAAAACAUAGGGAGGAAAGAAAUCUCCCCAAAAUAAAAAGACCCAAAUACCAAAGCUACGAGAUCAUGGACAACUAUUUUCUCCUCUCUAAGGAUUUUACAAAAAAAAUAUGAACAAGAUAGAGAGCCUCCUCAAAAAUUAAAUUAAAUUAAAUUAACUAACGAGCAAGAUUUGUACUUUUCCCCCUUUUUUGACCAUGGACAAAGUUAAUACUGUAUUUUUUGCAAUUUAUAGCCUAAAUCUUAGGCCAACUUAUUUGAUAUUAUGAUUUAAAAUAGAAAUCUACUUUGAAUUUGUAUUGAAUACGUAGAUAUUUAACCAUCAGAAUGAAAACAAAUUCUAAUAUAGAACAGGACUUUAAACCAAACCGAUUCUAAUUUGUUCUGCUGCCAUUGUCUGCCAUCUUCCGAACUGAUAGAUUUUCUCUAUCCAAAAAAAUAUAAUUAAAAAGAGAGAGAGAAACAAAUUUGAAGAUACAGCAAUGAAAGGAAGGUGGGAAGAUGUUGUGUUUGAUUUGAUGCCACUCUCUCUCUCUCUCUCUCUCUCUCUCUCUGAGUGUAAUGUAAAAACCAAGGCAAAGACAUAGCUCAAUUUCCCUCUCUCCUCCCUCCUUCCUGAUUACCUACUACUGAAAACUCCAUUCUAUCCCACCACCAUUCCAUUUUCUUCUUCUCCCUUUCUCUUAACUCCUUUAAUCUAAGGAGAAAGCCUAGAAUCUAAGCUUAGGCAGGAUUUCCAUCAACAAUUCUCAGCCUUCUACAUUGGGAGUUUUUUUACUUGGCUGCACUAAAUGUCGGUUCAUCUGGGGAGAGGAAGUCCAGAAACUACAUACAUUGUUUUCAUUUUUCGACUCAUCCAGUAACAGAGUCUGCGACAUUGACUGGAAGCAUUCACUUGGCUGCAAGUACAACUUACACUACAAGAAAAUUCAUUUUCAGUGACGCGUAAAACGUAUUGCUAAAAGCCAAAAACCUCCACUAAAAGUAUUAACGACGAGUAGAAGCGCAUCGCUAUAUACGUCGCAGUAGCCACAUAGUCCUAAGAAAUGGCGCCUGAUCUAAACACAACACUUUCCAAAAAGACAUUUGUUUUUGGUAUGAAGGUAUGGGUGUUUACUGGAAUUCUAGUGGGGGUGGCUAUUGUAAUUGUUCUUGUGGUGUUAUCAAUAUGUGUUACUUCACGGAGAAAGUCCAGAAGGGUAAGUCGCAUGCUUCCCCUAAACCGUAUUUCCAUUGCAUCUAAGGAAAUCAAGGAGAUUGGAGUGGAUCAAGUUACACCAAUCCAACAUGGCUCCCUCCCCCAAGACGGAUUCGACACGGAAUCAGAAAAAGUUCUUCUAUAUUCAAACAAGGCAUAUGAUUACAGCGUAUCAGGCUCAGUUGAUCACACAGAGAUAUAUGCUAUUGGCUCUGGAGAAGGAAGCAAGGAAGCAAGUGUUUUGCAUAGACCCUCAGAUUCAAUACCACCGGAUCCUUCACCACUUGCUGGUCUCCCAGAAUUCUCACAACUGGGAUGGGGUCACUGGUUCACCUUAAGAGACCUGGAACUUGCAACCAUGCAUUUUUCAAACGAUAAUAUAAUUGGGGAGGGAGGAUAUGGAGUUGUUUAUCGAGGCCAUCUUAUCAAUGGGACACCUGUGGCUGUCAAAAAGCUUUUAAGUUUAGGACAAGCAGAAAGGGAAUUCAGAGUGGAAGUAGAAGCAUUUGGGCAUGUGCGGCAUAAGAACUUAGUUCGGCUGCUGGGAUACUGCAUUGAAGGAACCCACAGGAUACUAGUAUAUGAGUAUGUGGAUAAUGGAAAUCUAGAGCAGUGGCUUCACGGAGCUCUAUGUGAACAUGGAUAUCUCACUUGGGAAGCAAGAAUCAAAAUUCUCCUUGGUACUGCUAAGGCGCUGGCAUAUUUGCAUGAAGCAAUCGAGCCAAAAAUCGUGCAUCGAGAUAUCAAGGCAAGCAACAUAUUGAUUGAUGAUGAGUUUAAUGCAAAGCUAUCAGACUUUGGGCUGGCCAAAUUACUCGGUGCUGGGAAGAGUCACAUUACCACCAGAGUUAUGGGUACGUUUGGAUAUGUGGCACCAGAAUAUGCCAAAUCUGGGCUUCUAAAUGAGAAGAGUGAUGUUUAUAGUUUUGGAGUGGUACUUUUGGAAGCAAUUACUGGAAGAGACCCUGUUGAUUAUGGUCGCCCAACACAUGAGGUAAAUUUGGUGGAUUGGCUAAAGAUGAUGGUAGGAAGCAAACGGUCAGAAGAGGUGGUAGAUCCAAAUAUAGAGAGAAAGCCAUCAAUUAGUGAACUGAAGCGAGUUCUUUUGACUGCUUUGAGGUGUGUGGAUCCAGAUGCUGAUAAAAGGCCUAAGAUGAGCCAAGUUUCCCGAAUGCUCGAGUCUGAAGAAUAUCCAAUUCCUCGACAGGACCGGAGACCCAGAAAGGGCCAUGCUAUAACGACCAAAAAGGAAGCUGAAAAACAUGAGAGAGGACCCAGACGACAAAGAUAAGAUACAGACAAUGAGACUUUCAAAUAUGAAAGAAAGAAUAGAUCCAUAAAAAAGAAGCAUGUAAGUUUCACAUUUCCAAAUUCUCUGCGGAGGUUGGUCACUCCAGUAGAGUGAGCAGGGAAGAGAAAUGAUAUGGUGGUGCUCCAUAUCAUUGUUUUAAUGUACAGUUCCAUCUUUGCAUUGGUGGCCUUGAAACAGGUCCAAAGCUUUUGUAACUUUUUUUUUUCGUUGGGGCGGCAUUAUCUCCUCACUUUACCAUUCGGGUAUUGAAUGGUUAAUGUUCAUGAGGAUCAAUACUAAAAAAAAUUUUCAGAUGUAGUAUAGUCUAAGUUAGAUCACAUUACUAGUCUUCAUACUUGGGCUCUUUAAUGUUUUCUUUAAUACAUUUCUUUUUUGCAAUAUAAUGAUCUGGCCAUCUGGGCUUUGAAUUCUU